Molecule: messenger RNA, 1240 nt
Organism: Coccidioides immitis RS
Lineage: Eukaryota; Fungi; Ascomycota; Eurotiomycetes; Onygenales; Onygenaceae
Exons: 7
Coding region: 36-1010 (324 amino acids)
Source: RefSeq, a predicted model, not a curated record
AUUCGGGUUUACUUUCUGGUGCAAAAACUUUCGCCAUGAAAAUCUAUCGCAUAAUCAUCAUCUCAGCCAUAGCAGCUUGUCCCUUUGCCAUCGGCUACGAGUAUCCGCCACAUGAUUGCCAAUCUUACGGUGAUGAUUAUGGAAAUUGUAAAGGAGAGAAGCCUUCUGCCACGCCCAGUCAUUAUGAUGAAUAUGGAUAUAAAAUGAGGAAACGAGGUGCUAAAGAGCACAGUUAUUGCGAUACCUAUGGUUGCGACGGCCCAAUGGAGCCAAAACCCCCUAAGCCAACAGAUUGUUAUGGCGACUGCGAGGAUGGGUAUGAUUACUCCCCUCCACCUCCCAAGAAGUAUGGUGACUGUGAUGACUAUGACGGGUAUUGUGAUGGCCCCUCGAAAACCUCAAUGAAGCCAGAACCCCCUAAGCCAACAGAUUGUUAUGGUGACUGCGAGGAUGGGUAUGAUUACUCCCCUCCACCACCUCCCAAGAAGUAUGGUGACUGUGAUUAUGAUGAUGGGUAUUGUGAUGGCCCCUCGAAAACCUCAAUGAAGCCAGAACCCCCUAAGCCAACAGAUUGUUAUGGUGACUGCAAGGAUGGGUAUGAUUACUCCCCUCCACCACCUCCCAAGAAGUAUGGUGACUGUGAUUAUGAUGAUGGGUAUUGUGAUGGCCCCUCGAAAACCUCAAUGAAGCCAGAACCCCCUAAGCCAACAGAUUGUUAUGGUGACUGCAAGGAUGGGUAUGAUUACUCCCCUCCACCACCUCCCAAGAAGUAUGGUGACUGUGAUUAUGAUGAUGGGUAUUGUGAUGGUUCCCCUCCACCUAAGGAAACAAAGAAUUAUGGCUACCAUUAUGCCAGAGCCCAUGACAAGGCAGCUUCCUCUGGCAGCACAGACCGGCCAGCUUCUACACCAGUUCAUACGCCAACUCAGUUUGAGGGAGCUGCAGGAAUCUUGCAGCCGCGGGGUAUCUCUUUCGUCGCCCUUGCUAUCGCAGCUGCAUUCUAUGUUUGAUUUCAGAGAAUUUCUUUUCCCCUUUUUGUUGUUUGGCAGUAGAUGUCUUCAGCUUUAGAGCGGGAACAAGUUGGGUAGAUGGAUUUGAUUUUGAAAAUCCAAGUCUCUCCUUACAAACAGCCAGCAAUCCUACUUUCCUUUCUUCGAAUACAGCCGCGCAAAAUAUUAGUCACGGGCUCAUUGUCUCCUCAAAAUGUUCAUUUUCAAUAAUGUAGAGCCAAUGAUAGCAC